Messenger RNA from Leptopilina heterotoma, 778 nucleotides. Its product is annotated as cuticle protein 21-like. NCBI's taxonomy places the organism in Eukaryota, Metazoa, Arthropoda, Insecta, Hymenoptera, Figitidae. The record is from RefSeq and is a predicted model, not a curated record. Bases 131 to 706 code for a protein of 191 amino acids. The transcript is spliced from 2 exons. Gene Ontology annotation, cellular component: extracellular matrix.
AUCGAAUGUAUACAGUCCGCUUACAUCACACAUGUAUAUCUAACGUCUUGUCCGCCUCCUAUAAAAGUCGUAUUCUUUACUUCGAAAGACAUCAUUUGCAAUCCAGCAACUGUAGCAUUCAAAUCACAAAAUGGCAUUCAAGUUCCUCGCUUUCGUUGCCCUCGUAGCAACCGCACGUGCAGGUUUCAUCGGAGCACCAGUCGCCAAAGUGGCGUACGCCGCUCAACCAGUCGCCUACUCGGCUCCCGCUCAUUAUGCCGCAGCUCCAGUUGCAUACACGGCUCCGGCUCAUUACGCCGCAGCUCCUCUCGCCUACGCUGCGCCAGUUGCCAAAGUUGUGAAAACCGUCGACACCGAAUACGAUCCCAAUCCUCAAUACAGCUACGCCUAUGAUGUUCAGGAUUCUCUCACAGGCGACUCCAAAUCCCAACACGAAACUCGUGACGGAGAUGUUGUUCAUGGAAGCUACUCCCUCGUCGAGGCUGACGGCACCAAGAGAAUUGUCGAAUACACCGCUGACGAUGUCAAUGGAUUUAACGCCGUUGUACACAAAGAGCCUGCUCAUGUAGCCGCUCAUGUUGCUGCUCCAGUUGCCUACGCCGCUCCAGCUGUCGCUGCACCAGCACACAUCGCCUACAGCGCACCAGUGGCACACACCAAAGUUGUCGCUCCUCUCUCCUACGCCGGCAACGCUUACUACCAUUGAUUUACCUCAAAUACGAACUAUUUAUUGCAAAUUAUCGAGUCUCAUUAAAUGAUUUUUAUUUUAAAAAGAAAA